CCACCUUCACAUCCACAUCUUUCUUCAAACAUACCAAACUCUCCCUCUCUCCUCUCAUUUUCACUCAUUCUCUCUCUCAAUCCAAGUUUGGUUUCAAUAAGCUCAAAUCAUGGCGAUAAAGAAGUCGAACAAAGUGGCAGCGUCUCAAGCAGCAACUAUAAAGAAAAUCUUGAAGAGAUGCUCAAGUCUUGGAAAGAAGAAUCAAGGCAGUUGCUAUUUCAGUGACGUACCGAAAGGUCACUUCCCGGUGUACGUUGGUCAACAAAGGAGUCGUUACGUGGUCCCAAUCGCAUGGCUAGCUCAUCCUGAGUUUCAGACACUCCUCCAACUAGCCGAGGAAGAGUUUGGGUUUGAGCACGACAUGGGUCUCACUAUCCCUUGUGAUGAAGCCGUCUUUCAAUCACUCAUCUCGUUGUUCAGAUAAAACUCGAUCUCGAGAGAGAUUGAUUUUACUGUCAAUGGGUAAUCUUUCGAGAUUAUGGUCCCCUUUUAAGGGUAUGAUAACAUUGUCACACGCUACGCUCCGAAGACUGAAACGUCAAACUUAUUAUCAAGAAGAUCAAGAAACAAGGAAUAAGAAAUAUAUAAUAUAUUAUGGGAUUUAGGUUUUUACUUUUACGUAAGAAGACGGAAGCAAAUGGUUGUCAUGGCGUCAAGCAUUGACUCAAGAUUUGUGGGUAUAUUAAUAUAUCUAACAGUAAAUUAAUUAACCACUCUCUUGGAAUUUUUUUUCUUUCCUAUUAUAUAUAUUAAUCUUGGUCUUGUUGUUUAUUCUAUUUUGAAUAUUUUGUAUAUUAGUUUGGGUGGGUGACUUUUCCCUUAAGUCAACGUGCAUUGUUGACCGUUGGUUUUUAAGAGGAAUAGCUAGUUUACUUGUAUUAAUGUUAAAUCAAUAAAAUUUAAUUUUCUUGUUUA
Messenger RNA from Raphanus sativus (radish), 915 nucleotides. RefSeq names its product protein SMALL AUXIN UP-REGULATED RNA 9-like. Bases 110 to 424 code for a protein of 104 amino acids. NCBI's taxonomy places the organism in Eukaryota, Viridiplantae, Streptophyta, Magnoliopsida, Brassicales, Brassicaceae. Gene Ontology annotation, biological process: response to auxin. The record is from RefSeq and is a predicted model, not a curated record. The transcript has a single exon.